Molecule: messenger RNA, 315 nt
Organism: Cyphellophora attinorum
Lineage: Eukaryota; Fungi; Ascomycota; Eurotiomycetes; Chaetothyriales; Cyphellophoraceae
Product: Sorting nexin-3
Exons: 2
Coding region: 1-315 (104 amino acids)
Biological process (GO): late endosome to Golgi transport; endocytic recycling
Cellular component (GO): retromer complex; early endosome membrane
Molecular function (GO): phosphatidylinositol-3-phosphate binding
Source: RefSeq, a predicted model, not a curated record
AUGUACACCUCCUAUGAAAUACACACACGCACAAAUAUUCCAGCAUUCAAGCUUCGACACAGUGUAGUACGCCGACGAUACAGCGACUUCGAAUACUUCCGCGAUAUCCUCGAGCGCGAGUCGGCUCGCGUGACUAUACCUCCUCUGCCAGGCAAAGUCUUCACCAAUCGCUUCUCGGACGAUGUAAUUGAGCACAGGAGGGAAGGCUUGCAACGGUUCUUACAGAUUGUGGUGGGGCAUCCGCUGCUGCAGACUGGGAGCAAAGUCCUCGGACCGUUUGUGCAAGAUCCGAACUGGGACCGAAAUGCCUGGUAG